AAACCAAAAACACAUUUGUUGUUUUGGUGGAGAGUGGCUUUCAUUAAUUCAUUGGCGAAACUCUAGUCAGCUACAACCUCUUAGGCCUAGCCUCCCACCACCUCCACCUAUAUAUCCCCUUCCUUCAACAAGAGAGAGAGAGAGACACGACUGGGGCAUGUAUCUGAGGGUCUCAGAUACAUACAAAAAGCGUUUCCGAUCUCUGAUUUGGUGAAUGAUUGAUGGGCAGCAUGGAUUGCAAGCUCUGCUUCAAGCGAUUCUCAAACGGCAAAGCCUUGGGCGCUCACAUGCGGUCCCACUACGCCAUCCUCCCUCUUCCCCCCAAGCCCCAUGAACUCACCGAUGACAAAUCCGCCACCUACUCCCUGAGAGAGAACCCCAAGAAGAGCUCCCGCCUCCCGGAUCCCGACUUGCUCGAUGUCCACAGCGACUCGCCGAGAUUCAAGCGCCCGAGAGGAGACGAUCAAGAGGAGGAAGUAACCAAGGCAGAGUUGGAGAUGGAAGAAGGCGAUGUCGCCUUGUGUUUGAUUAUGCUGUCGAGAGAUGUGUGGAGGAAUAAUUCAGACGAUUCGAGUAAGAAAAUCCAUAGAUGCGAGAAAUGUCACAAGGUCUUCAAAUCGUCGCAGGGAUUGGGGAGUCAUAAGGCCAGCCAUUUCAAGAGGAUCAGGAAUUCGUUGCAAGAGAGAGAGGGAGAGGGAGAGGGAGAAGGAGAAGAGAGGGAAUCGGUUGGGGAUCAAGUUCAUGAGUGCGCAUUGUGCCCCAGAAUCUUCAAAUCCGCGCAAGCCCUUGGCGGCCACAAACGAUCGCAUUUUCCGGCGCCCAAAUUCCGGAGGAAUUUGGUGGAUCUUAAUCUGCCUGCUGCAGUCGGAGUUGUAAAUGAAGAAAUUCUUGCUUGAAUCUGUCAAUCAGAAGAAGCCAAGUUUUGGAGAAUAGAGAGAGAGAGAUUUACAUGCAUAUGGUGACUGGUUUGAGGCACAAGAAUCUUGAGUGUCCAGAGCUGCAAGCAUUGUUUUGUGCUUUGUUUCCAGCUGUUAAUAAUUUGGGAUUUCUGAUCUCUGAUCAUCCUGUUCAGUCUGCAAAAAGAACCAUUUUAAAAGUAAGACUUGCUUUCUCUC
This is a messenger RNA of Salvia miltiorrhiza (redroot sage), 1115 nucleotides long. Its product is annotated as zinc finger protein ZAT1-like. The coding region runs from base 222 to 896 and encodes 224 amino acids. Gene Ontology annotation, biological process: regulation of DNA-templated transcription. The record is from RefSeq and is a predicted model, not a curated record. NCBI's taxonomy places the organism in Eukaryota, Viridiplantae, Streptophyta, Magnoliopsida, Lamiales, Lamiaceae. The transcript has 2 exons.